Molecule: messenger RNA, 3183 nt
Organism: Volvox carteri f. nagariensis
Lineage: Eukaryota; Viridiplantae; Chlorophyta; Chlorophyceae; Chlamydomonadales; Volvocaceae
Exons: 12
Coding region: 1-3183 (1060 amino acids)
Biological process (GO): DNA repair; telomere maintenance
Molecular function (GO): ATP hydrolysis activity; DNA helicase activity
Source: RefSeq, a predicted model, not a curated record
AUGGACGCCGCAGAAAACUUGGAGCAGGUUUUUUCUGUGCAUAUGGCCGCUCCUGCGUUCUGUGCAUAUGGCCGCUCCUUGGACGCCAUUGACCAACUGCGGAUAGGCCUAGUGGAUGUUGGACUUGGCUUCUUUUCAGCAGCGUUUGGAUUUGUUGCCGGUAAGUACUUGGCAUACCGUGCCAAGUGCCUCUUCAGUGUGUGGACAUUGUGCAAGCCGUACUUGCUGCUCAUGUAUGUUCUUCGCCAGAGCGCCCGGCUGCAAGAGCAGAAUACAGAGGCUGUGCUGGAAAGGGCGCUCCUCGACUACAAGUCUCAGAACCCUAACGCGAGUGAUGAGGAUGCCAUCCAUCACAUUCUCAAGCACAAGCUGCCGGCAACAUUGCCCAACACGCCUGCAUGGCACCGCAGCAACCUCCAAGAUUUGUUGUGCAUGGUGGACCGCUUUGGCAUGCCGUCGUUCUUCCUCACGCUUACAACCGAUGAAGUGUCUGCCACACGCUGGCCCGAAGUGCAGUCGCUGGAGCAAAAGCUGCAGGACUUCUGUGCUGGCUUCACAUGGCAAGACGCCCCAGCUGAGAAUGCAUUCAUCGCCCACAAGCGCGUGCAGUCCUUCAUGACUGACGUGCUGAAGGCAGGCCGGGGGGCAGUCCAGGACGGCGGGGCCCUAGGACGCGUCACCAACUGGGUAUACUACCGGCCGUCAUGGGCGCAUCGGAAUGUGGUCCCGUACCACCCCACGCUGGCACUGCUGUGGGGCGCCCACAUGAAUAUACAGCGGAUCAACUCAGCGACGUGGUCGUUCUACGUGCUCAAGUACGCCAUGAAGACGGAGCCAAUGGGGAAUGUCGACCUCACUGCUGUGUCACGGGUGGCACUGGGCGUGCCAGCGGACAGCAGCACGGGUGCAGCAGGGCGUGACUACUUCGUGCGCCUCGCAUCAGCAUACCUGGCAGCCACAGUCAUCAGCCCCACGCUGGCAUACCUGACUGCGGCCAACAUUCACACAGUGACCAUGUCAGUCGGUGUGCAGUACAUUGACUCGUCACCACCCACGAGCCGGACACGGCGCGUGCUGCAGACUGGCCCCAUCGGCAGGACACAUGGCCAUCUGCACCUCAGCAUGCCACCUGUGGACAUUUACACGCUCCGUCCUGCAUGCUUGGAAGAUGUGGCCUUCUACGAUUACUUCACCAAGUACCGAGUGUAUGAUGGUGACGGGUGCCCGCGUGGCGGCAUUUUCUGCGGCCUUGCUACCAAUGGCCAGCGUGUGUUUCGGAUGGCGGAGCCGCGCUUGGUCCGCUUCACUGAUGUGAACCCCGCUUAUAACCCCGAGGCCUUUUUCUACAACCUGCUGCUCAAGCAAGUGCCGUUCCGCCAUGAAAGGUGCCUGCUGUCACCACAGAACGCGUCGCAGACAUACUUCGAGGAGUGCCAACUACGCGAGCUGGUCAAGGAUAUGGCAGACUUGGAGCGCUAUGUGCAGGCCUAUGGUGAGUACCACCUGUACGAAAGCGACAGGCGGCAUGCCUUGCUGGCCACCUUGCUGGCAAAGUACAGCCCAGACGAAGGACUGGACCUCCUUGGCGAUGACCUCCUUGACACCCUUGCUGGUGGCGAGCUGCCCAUGCCUGCCCCUCGUCCCACCCCCGAGGGGCAACCCAUGCUCCAGCAGAACCGUGACCAGCGGGCACUGCAAGGACGGUUGGAUGCCCUGGCUGCAGAGUUCGGCGACUUGGAUGAGUUGCCAUUCACACCACAGCAAGAAACAGCUGUCAAUGCUAUCCUGGCGCAGCAGGCUGGCAUUGUGGUGCUGAGCGGCGGUCCAGGCUGUGGCAAAACAUUCGUGACCAAGAAGCUCACACGACUGCUGCGGGCUGCAGGGAAGUCGGUGCACCUGUCUGCCAGCACAGGGGCAGCCGCCGUGCGCUUGAGCCAGUUUGCGACCACCAACCAUACCGCCUUCAACCUGCCAGUCAGCCAGCAGCACCGGCCCACAGCCUGCAUGCGGCAGAUGCGCACCACAGAUGUGCGGGUACAAGUGCUGCAGGCAGCAGACGUCCUCAUCCUGGAUGAGUUCUCCAUGAUGACUGCAGAGCACUUGAUGCACAUCCUCAUCACAUUGUGGCAUGCCAGCGAAGAGCCGUCCAUCGAGGCCAUGCUGCGCAACAAGCUCAUCAUCCUAGUUGGCGAUGAUGCACAGCUGGCCCCUGUCUGCAAGCAUCAGCGCAUGCAUGAGGACGAACCCGCAGCCACAGCUGUGUGCCGUCAUUGCCACAUCUCCGCCUCGCCCUAUUGGCACACCGCCACACGUCUGAACCUGAGUGUCUCUGUACGGCAUGCAAAGGACCCGGCAUACAGCAGCCUGCUUGACAUCAUCCGCCAGCGUGCGCCCACCCAGGCCGAGCUGGAUGCUGUGUUUGGGGUAUGCACACCGGACAACGUGCACUUCAUCAGCGAGUCGCAGGUGGCGGCCACAUGUGACGCAGACACCACAGUGCUGUGCACUCAUCGGGAGGAUGCGCUGCAGCAUAACCUUGCCAUUCUGCGGCGCCACCCUCGGCGAAACGCCAUGCUGGCCCUGGACCAAUGGCUCCAAGAGCCCACAUUUCGGACACUGCCCUGCGUGGCUGUCGCUGCCAAUGGCGCGACUGGCACUGUGGUGGAGCUGCAGUUCGAUACAGAUGGCCAUGUCGACAAAGUCAAGGUCCAGCUGGCAACCACCGGGAAGACAAUCACGCUGGGGCGCAGUAUCACACGCUACAAGAUCCUCAACGGUGUCCGAUACUUCAAGUCCACAUUCCCCCUCUGCCUUGCAUGGGCCAUCACAACACACCGUGCACAGGGUGCAACCCUCGCCACGCGCACCAUCAUCCAUGCCCGGGAUGCGUUCACGCCGGGACUGCUGUAUGUCAUGCUGUCACGUGUCACGGAGAGCCGCCUGAUCAAGAUCGUGGGCUCCCUGUCGCCUAGCUUGUUCAACCCGGUCAUUCUGCCAUGGACCACGAAUCCCAUAGCCAACACAACAGCACCAACUGCCGAUCCAUCGCAGCCAGCAGCGGUCCCCGCACCUGCCCCGGAGGACCCGCACCAUGUGCAGGGGCAGAGGGACAAGCGCCUGUACGAGGCGCUGGCUCGCCCACUGCACUGCACACUCCUGGUCAAUCCAGUGCAGCCCGGAUAG